AUGGAAGCACCUCUCCUCCCUCGCUACUCUUCUCAAAUUGAGCAAGGAUGUUGUGACCCUCCUUCGCUGUCAAAACGAGACAUCGUGGAUCUAUCAAUCCUCAACAUCACAAGUCUUUCCUUUCAAGACAUCUAUUAUGCUGCAGAUAUCAUCACAGUCAUGCAACACUCGCAAUUUCCCUCGCUGAAAGAGUUCGAGUUUAGAGCCAAAUGUAUCUCUCCAGAAGAAGCCAAGCAACUCUUUCAUGCUCUGUCCCGCUGCAAAGCGUGUCAGACUCUAGAGGAAAUCACCAUUUAUUCUCUUAAUGACGGAUACCGUGUACCCCCAAACAGCGAGCCUUUGACACCAAUUCCGCAUUUCCUUUGCUUUACGCAGCUCCGACCCCUGAGGCUCACAUUUUAUAAUUCCUGCAUCUACCUGGAUAAUGACAUGCUCUUGCAAGCCAUGUCCACUUGGCCGCACAUCCGCACUUUGGAAAUCAAUGACUCAGGCGACUAUGCUUCUUCUUCUGAAGUCUCCCUCCGUGGAUUAUUCACAGCGCUCGGUCUAUGUCCAUGAUUGCAUACACUACGAGUUCCAAUCAAUCUUGUAACUAUCGACAUCGAUCCUGAUGCUGAGCCAAUACAACAUACCUCCCUACGAUCAUUGGAUCUAGACUUAUCCGAGUCUCAAACAACAGAUGCUGAAACUAUCGCUCGCAUUAUUUCUGCCUGGCUCCCUUGUGUCGACCAAGUUACAAAUGUAUAUGGUUUGAGCUGGGUUGAAGUCAACAGGUAUCUUAGAUCUUUGAGAAUGGCUACUGCGCCAGAUGUUGUGGGAGCCUCCUAGAAUAAUUGAGUUUGGAAUAUCUUCACAUCUGGGAAUGUUGUUACAUACCUUUGAGCUCUUUCGUUC
Molecule: messenger RNA, 894 nt
Organism: Suillus discolor
Lineage: Eukaryota; Fungi; Basidiomycota; Agaricomycetes; Boletales; Suillaceae
Exons: 1
Coding region: 1-558 (185 amino acids)
Source: RefSeq, a predicted model, not a curated record